UAAGUAACUAUUGGUCUGAGAAAAAAAGUUUUUUAAAGUGUCCUUCUUUAAAAUAAUGCACUUGUCUGAUUAAGUGAUGUUUAUCCAUAUUUAUCAGUUUCAGGGUCAAAAUGCUGAUACUCUAAAGACCACGCUAAAUCUUUCCAACACAGUAAUGAUACAUUUCAUAUUGCUUUUCAGUCGACAGGGGAAAUUACGGCUGCAGAAAUGGUACACGACUCUCCCUGACAAAGAGAGGAAAAAGAUCACCCGGGAAAUUGUCCAGAUUGUUCUCUCUCGUGGUCAGAGGACAAGCAGUUUUGUUGACUGGAAGGAACUAAAACUUGUUUAUAAAAGGUAUGCUAGUUUAUAUUUUUGCUGCGCAGUCGAAAAUCAGGACAAUGAGCUCUUGACGCUAGAGAUUGUGCAUCGUUACGUGGAGCUGCUGGACAAAUACUUUGGAAACGUCUGCGAGCUGGAUAUUAUCUUUAAUUUCGAAAAGGCUUAUUUUAUCCUCGACGAGUUUAUAAUGGGUGGAGAAAUUCAGGAAACGUCCAAGAAAUCUGCUGUCAAAGCCAUUGAAGAUUCUGAUAUGUUACAGGAGACGAUGGAAGAAUAUAUGAGCAAGCCUACAUUUUAACCGCGCGUCUACUUGAGGACUCCCGAGUCCCCCACGCUGUGAGCCUGUCAAUUAGCAGAACCUGCCGUCCAGUUCCUUGACGAGUUUCUGGCAGCAUGCCAAAAAUAACCUAAAAGGGAUCCUUCGUUAACUAGCAAUUAAGUUGUUUCACAUAACAUAUUUAUCGUUAUUACAUAUCUGUAUUAUGCUGUACGUAACUACUUAUUGUGGCUCUGGAUGUUCAAGCAACUGCUUUAUGACUCAGUAGGCUGGGUAUGUGUCUACCGUGCUUUAAUUCCAUGUGAUAUUUUUAAGCUAAUUUAAGUAAAGGUGUUGCAAUAUGUUUAUUGUUGCAUUCCAUUCUCUACUGACAGCUGAAUAAUAACCCAUGGUUUUGAACGUGAAAUACAUGUUGUAUUAUGAGUAAUUCUUUUCUAAAUGUUCAACUUUUUAAAUUGUAUAAUAAUUCAGAAUUAUGUUAAUAGCUCAGAGUUCAUACAUAAUGCUAGACAUUGUUUUGUUUUUUUUUUUUUUGGAUACACUUAGUAAAAUGUAAAUUUCAGUCCAGAUACAAUGUAUCUGAUUUUAAUGUCCUGCAUUCUUUAUUUUUUCAGGGUUGGAAUGAAGGAAAAUAACCAAAGAUAGUAAGGGACGUAAGUGGUUUUGAUAUCAUGGAAGCUGCUAUCUAGUCGAGAUUUUCAUUUUACCUUUUAAUUGAAUAUAAAGGGCAUUCCACUAUAAGGUUAUAUUUUCCUAUAAACUCUCUGUAUUUAUUAAGGAUUUCAGACUUCUGGAGAUACAGUGUCUAUGACUUCCCUUAUUAUAACAAUAAUAUAAUAAAGAUGAAUAACAGUAGCAGUAAUUAUAAUAACUACUACUAUUUUAAUAAGUUUUAAGGUUCCAAGCACUUAGCUGCUUGAGAGAUUUUGCUUCAAACAUGUUUUAAUGUGUAUCUACUAUGUUUGACGACUGAUUGCUUAUUAGACUUACUUAUUAUAACAGCCUAUAUAGUAGAUGCCCUUCCUCCUUUUUUACUUCCUCAUGCCCCGAAUUAAAUAUUUGCUGCUGAUC
Herpailurus yagouaroundi (jaguarundi) is the source of this 1669-nucleotide messenger RNA. RefSeq names its product adaptor related protein complex 1 subunit sigma 3 (gene AP1S3). Gene Ontology annotation, molecular function: clathrin-cargo adaptor activity. The record is from RefSeq and is a predicted model, not a curated record. Lineage: Eukaryota; Metazoa; Chordata; Mammalia; Carnivora; Felidae. The transcript has 5 exons. Gene Ontology annotation, cellular component: membrane coat; AP-1 adaptor complex. Gene Ontology annotation, biological process: vesicle-mediated transport; intracellular protein transport. Bases 77 to 619 code for a protein of 180 amino acids.